CUCGGGAUGAUCCCAGAGAAAUAGCUUUUCUGUUUCUUCUCUGACUUUUAGAAGUGUGGAAAACGUCCAGGGGUUUCAGGAUCUAAAAGGUCUUCCUGAGGAGGUCUAGCAGCUUUCUGUGAGUAAAGAAGAGGUUCCUCUGAAGCAGCAGAGGGGAAGAGCUCCAGGAUGAACCAGGAGAUCACUGAGCCUCUGCACAUUAAAGAGGAGCCAGAGGAACUGUGGAGCAGUCAGGAGGGAGAGCAGCUUCAAGGGCAAGAGGAGACACAUAUUAAGUUCACUUUUGAUCCUGCUCACUUAAAGGAUGAAGAUGGUGAAGACAAUCUUCACGGGGGACACACUGAACAGAUGGAAACAGGAGCUGAUGGAGAGGACUGUGGAGGAGCAGAGGUAGCCAGCAGCUCUUACCCAGACAGAAAUUUACAGCUUGAAACAGAAAUCAAGAAUGAGGACUCCUCUGACCCUGAGACUGAUGACAGUGCUGAUUGGAGGGGAACAACAGAACACCAGUCAGAUUUAAACUCAGUAGAAGACAACAAAAAUAAGAGGAGAGAGACUGAUACUAAAAUGCUUUGCUGCUCUGAUUGUGGUAAAAUAUUUAAAUACAAAUAUUGUCUUACAAAACACAUGAGGAUUCACACAGGAGAGAAACCCUUCAGCUGUGCUGAGUGUGGUAAAGGAUUUAACCAAAAGGUUACUCUUACAGAACACAUUAGAAUUCACACAGGAGAGAAACCCUUUGGCUGCUUUGAGUGUGGUAAAAGAUUUAUCCAUAAGAAAUAUUUAAGAAAACAUUUGAACAUCCACUUAGAAGAGAAACCGUUCAGCUGCUCUGUAUGUGGUAAAGGAUUUAACCAAAAAAUUACUCUUACAGAACAUAUGAGAAAUCACACAGGAGAGAAACCCUUCAGCUGCUCUGAGUGUGGUAAAAGAUUUAACAAACAGUGUAAUCUAAAGGUUCAUAGGAGAGUUCACACUGGAGAGACACCCUUCAUCUGCUCUGAGUGUGGUAGAAGUUUUAACAAAAGCAUAACCCUGACCAGACACAUGUUGGUUCACACUGGAGAGAAACUCUUAAGCUGCUCUGAAUGUGGUCAGAGAUUUGGGUUGAAGAAUAAUCUGAGAAGACACAUGGGAAUUCAUUCAAGAGAGAAACCCUUCAGCUGCUCUGUGUGUGGUGAAAGGUUUCACCUCAAAGACCAGCUGGAAAAGCACAUGCCAUGGCAUGUUAAGGUUUAAAACAUGUAACAUUCAGGUGUUAGGACCAGCUGCAUCCCCUCUGUGUGUGUGUGUGUGUGUGUGUGUGUGGGUGUGUGUGUGU
Cheilinus undulatus (humphead wrasse) is the source of this 1321-nucleotide messenger RNA. RefSeq names its product gastrula zinc finger protein XlCGF8.2DB-like. Gene Ontology annotation, molecular function: DNA-binding transcription activator activity, RNA polymerase II-specific; RNA polymerase II cis-regulatory region sequence-specific DNA binding. NCBI's taxonomy places the organism in Eukaryota, Metazoa, Chordata, Actinopteri, Labriformes, Labridae. The coding region runs from base 169 to 1239 and encodes 356 amino acids. Gene Ontology annotation, biological process: regulation of transcription by RNA polymerase II. The transcript has 2 exons. The record is from RefSeq and is a predicted model, not a curated record. Gene Ontology annotation, cellular component: nucleus.